GGAUCCAGGGAGCCCCAAGCAGCCAGCACCCGCGCCUCCUGAUCCUUAAAUCCACGAGUCCCCUGUUGUCUUCCUUGUCAAAGUGACACUUUUCCUGGUCCCCGCGGCCGCAGUCUCCGGGGCAUGUCCAAAGGUUGGAGCUGGAUGUGGCCCCACUCACCGGAGGGAACUGAAAGGUUACCUGGGCGGCGGGUUGGGGGGGACGGGGCGGGGCCAGAUCGAUGGGGCGGGGCCUGUCUGGGGGCGGGGCUGGCGGCGUCUUCCGGGGACCCCGCGUAGGGCGCUGCUUCUGCGGCUGGAAGAAGCGAGCCAAGGCGCGUGCGGUGCGGGGAGGCUUCCCCGGAGGGAAACAAAAGCCCUUUCUCCCGAUUCACCAGAAAACACUGACCACCAUCACCACCAUGAGGAGGUGCCUAUAGUCUCAGGAACUGAAGCCUUUCCACAAUCCGAGACCCUGUGCCUCUAGAAUAAGAGCAUACCAGAAGCCCUUGUGUGAGGCCUGGAGGAUAAUCCUGCUUGGGUGGUCCCUCCUCCCAGCUUCUGUCUUCACGAACAGCCCCUCCAGACUCCUGUCAGCUCACCAGCUCACCUGGCUCUCCUGCUCACCUGUGCUGGCACUUGACCCCUAGAGGUCUGUUUCAGAGACAAAGAUGUAGCUAUUCCAUAAGAAAACAGUUCUGCAUGUUAUCUCUGUUGUAUGAUGCCAAGUCCAGGAACAUGGGACAUCAUCUUGACCUUCUCUUAGGAGUGGUGCUCAUGGCCAGUCCUGUGCUCAGAAUUUCUUCCUGCUCCUUUGAUGGUCAGAUGGCCUUAUAUCGUUUCUGCAACCUCACCCAGGUCCCCCAGGUCCCCAAUACCACCAAGAGCCUCCUGCUAAGCUACAACUACAUCAGAACAAUCACAACCACAUCCUUCCCUGUCCUGGAGCAGCUGCAGCUGCUGGAGCUCGGGACUCAGUUCACCCCCUUGACCAUUGACAAAGAAGCCUUCAGAAACCUGCCCAAUCUUAGAAUCUUGGACCUGGGCCAAAAUCAGGUAGACUUCUUGCAUCCAGAUGCUUUUCAAGGACUGCCCCAUCUCUCUGAACUUAGACUGUUUUAUUGUGGUCUCUCCGAUGCUGUAUUAAAAGAUGGUUAUUUCAGAAAUUUAGAGUCUUUAACUCGCUUGGACCUAUCUAAAAACCGGAUUCAGAGUCUUCACCUUCAUCCUUCAUUCUGGGAAUUGAAUUCUUUGAAGUCCAUUGAUUUUUCCCUCAACCAGAUACCGGUUGUAUGUGAGCAUGGGCUCAAACCCCUCCAAGGAAAAACACUCUCCUUUUUAAGCCUUGCUGAUAAUAACCUGUACAACAGGGUCUCAGUGGACUGGGAAAAGUGUAUGAACCCAUUCAGAAACAUGGUCCUGGAAACCCUUGAUGUUUCUGGCAAUGGCUGGACAGUGGACAUCACAAGAAACUUCAGCCAUGCCAUCAAUGGAAGCCAGGUUUUCUCUUUGGUUCUUGCUCACCACAUUAUGGGUUCUCACUUUGGCUUCCAUAACAUCAAAGAACCUGACCGGAACACAUUUGCUGGCCUGGCCAGGAGCUCGAUGAUACAUCUGGACCUUUCACACGGGUAUAUCUUCUCCCUGAACUUCCGACUCUUUGAGAUGCUCAAGGAGUUGAAGGUUCUGAACCUUGCCUACAACAAAAUAAACAAGAUUGCAGAUGAAGCAUUUUAUGGACUCGACAACCUCCAAGUUCUCAAUAUGUCACAUAACCUGCUAGGGGAACUUUAUAAUUCUAAUUUCAAUGGAUUACCUGAGGUUGCCUAUAUUGACCUGCAAAAGAAUCACAUCGGGAUCAUUCAAGACCAGACAUUCAGAUUCCUGGAAAAAUUAAAUACCUUGGAUCUCCGAGAUAAUGCUCUUACAACAAUUUAUUUUAUUCCCAGCAUACCUACUAUCUUCCUGGGUGGCAAUAAGCUGGUGACUUUGCCAAACAUCACACUUACAGCCAACUUCAUCCACUUAUCAGAGAACAGGCUGGAAAAUCUGGAUGAUCUCUACUUCCUUCUCCAGGUCCCUAAUCUCCAGAUUCUCAUUUUAAAUCAAAAUCGCCUUUCCUCUUGUAACCAAAGGCAUGCCCCAUCAGAGAAUCCCAGCUUAAAACAGCUUUUCCUUGGAGAAAACAUGCUGCAACUUGCCUGGGAAACCGGGUUCUGUUGGGAUGUUUUUAAGGGGCUUUCCCAACUCCAAAUCCUGUAUUUGAAUAACAACUACCUGAAUUUCCUCCCACCAGGAGUUUUUCACCAUCUGACUGCACUGAGGGGACUCAGCCUCAGCUCCAACAGGCUGACAGUUCUAUUCCCUGGUGACUUACCUGCUACUUUGGAGAUCCUGGAUAUAUCCAGAAACCAGCUCCUAUCUCCUGAUCCUGAUUUAUUUGCAUCACUCAGUUUCGUGGAUCUAACUCAUAACAAGUUCAUCUGUGAGUGUGAACUUAGCACUUUUAUCAAUUGGCUCAAUCAAACCAAUGUCACGAUAUUUGGGUCUCCUGAAGACAUAUACUGUGCGUACCCGAGUUCGUACGCUGGAACUUCCCUCUACUCUGUUUCCACGGAAGGUUGUGAUGAAGAGGAAGUUUUAAAGUCCCUCAGGUUUUCCCUUUUCAUCUUAUUCACUGUCACUUUGACUCUGUUCCUCACGACUAUCCUCAUAGUCACGAAGUUCCGAGGGUUUUGUUUCCUCUGUUAUAAGAAAGCCCAGAGACUGGUGUUCAAAGACCCCACCAAGGAAAGAGAAUCGGACACGUAUAAGUACGAUGCUUACUUGUGCUUCAGUAGCAAAGACUUUGAAUGGGUGCAGAAUACUUUGCUCAAACACCUGGACGCUCAGUAUAGCGACCAAAACAGAUUUAACCUGUGCUUUGAAGAAAGAGACUUUGUGCCAGGGGAGAACCACAUCGCCAACAUCCAAGAUGCCGUGUGGAGCAGCAGAAAGAUUGUCUGUCUUGUGAGCAGACACUUCCUUAGAGACGGGUGGUGCCUUGAAGCCUUCAGCUAUGCCCAGAGCAGGUGCUUAGCUGACCUCAAUGGUGCCCUCAUCAUGGUGGUGGUCGGGUCCCUGUCCCAGUACCAGCUGAUGAAGCAUCAGUCCAUCAGAGGAUUUGUACAGAAACGACAGUACUUGAGGUGGCCUGAGGAUCUUCAGGAUGUUGGCUGUUUCUUAAUAAACUCUCUCAACACAUUCUAAAGAAAGGAAAGGGAAAGAAGAAAGACAAUGACAUUCAGUUGCAAACUACAACCACCAUCUCCUAGUCAAAGGAACAGUUUAACACUUACCUCAAGCCACAGAUAACUCUUCACCUUGUAUUUCCACUAAGUUACCAUGAGGGGGUCCUCUGGGGACUUGUUGCUUUUCUACUAUGAAGACAACAUAAAUCUCUUGAUUUUCAUAGGAACAUGACAUUUUGUCUUACCAACUUCUGCAUGGAAAGGAAUAGAUCUAGAAAAUUGCAGCCACCCCCAGAGCGUCCCAACCCUCCACAGAUUUCCUUUCAGACCCAAUAACAUUGUUCCCUCCUGUUGCACUGACUGUGGGGUAAAUCCUUGUCGUGGGAAGGACGCCUCAAGUGAAGUUACAGAUGGCCGACACCCAGGUGUCUCCAGCAUUCAGUUCCUGAAGGAGCUGGCCGAUGACCCGGCACUCUGAGCCCUGCAGAACAACACUAAGUAGAAAACGAAUGGAAAAAGAGGCAUGCUUCCUGCUUCUGCCGUGGGAACAGUGCCACUGCUCAGUCUCAGGGAUGAGGGGGGCCACGGAGAGGCUGACGGGAGAAUGAUUAGGUUUCUUGUGGCCAUUCUGCUCCUCUUCUUACCUUCUGGGUCUAGUGGGCAGUGAAUGUUCUUUUUUGCUUGCAAUCUUUAUCUCCACCUGGCAUAGGAGAACUUCCAUGAUUUAGCAGCAACCUUUUCCAGCUGUAUUCCCCACCCUCACCCCACCACACCCCAUUUAUCAGCCACACAGCCUGUUACAGAAAGAUCUUGGACUUGGGACCCAGAUCCUGAUGUGAGUUCUGAUUCUGCUGCUCAUGAGCUGUGUGACCUCGAGCACGUUACACACCCUCACUGGUCUGCUUUCUUAUCUAUAAGUGUCAUCAUAUCUACCUCAUAGAGUUGCCAUGAGAGUGAAAUUGGCCAAGGAUAUUGGGGCAUAGACCCAUCCUGAGCUGCUCUAAUGGUCAUGGAAGGAUGCUCACACCAGGGGACCUUCUGGAGACAGUCAUAAUUUCUUAGAAGCUGUAUUUUUUUUUAUCUUAAAAGAAAUUUAUAUGUAUUUUGCAUUGUUUCCUGUUUAUUUCAAUAUAGAAAUAUUUUUGCAAAAGCAUUAAGGAAAUCUAAACCAAGGAAGGUGCCCAAGUUACCCCAUGGCUUCCCAUACAGAUGCCUCCAAAUCCAACCCAGCCGGGGACUCAGCACUUCACAUGUCACACUGUUCCCCUCACUGUCCUCCCUGCAUCCUAACUUCUCCAACACACACUCACAGACACACACACACACACACACACACAGGCUGUUGUCAUCCCAGCUUCAUGGGGCCCCUCUGAUCCGUGAGACUGAGCUUGCCCUGCUCCCAUUGUUCUUUGUUCCUUGAAACACCCAUUAGCAUUGUUCUUUGGCACGGCCACACCCCCUCCUCCAACUCUGCUGCUUCCUUCUGGGAUAUUCUCCCAUCCUUGCAAUCCAUCCUACCCGUUCUUCAAAAUCCAGCCCACCAAGCCUCCUUGGGAUGCCCCAACCCAGAUCCUCUCUCCCUUUUGUGCAAACGCUUGCACUUUAUCUGUCCUUUUAAACAAACUCUUCAUGUUUCCUGCCUCCUUUGAGAAUCGAGAGCCUACCUGGCCCCCACCCCUCUGGACUAUAAGCUCCAUAAGGAAAGAUCCACAGCAGAUCCCAUACGGUUUCCAGACCACAAAAGGCUUUCCCACCUACACUUUUCCAUGCUUCUUCCUCCCUCUGGAAUUCCUUCUGCCCACCCCCCUCCGUCUCCCUGGUGAUUUCCUAGCACCACCACCCAUGCCUUAUGACCUGAUUGAUAUACAACAUUGUGUUGGCCAAUGUGUGUGCGGGUGUGCAGAGGCACCCUAGGCUGUGAGCCCCUGAAGGCAGGGACCGAGUCUUGUCAUCUUUGUAUCCUAAACCCAGUAUGCUGCCUGGCCCAUAGUGUGUGCUUAAUAAAUGCCUGGUGAAUGGGAGGCAGAACCCUGCCUCCCCAGUGUCUAAGCUGCUGCUAUUAGGUGCUCCUGGGAGGGGCAGGGCAGGACCAGGAAAGCGGGAUGUCCACACAGGUGCUGAAAGGGUAGGAGACCACAGGCUCUAAGAAACCUACUGAACUUUGUCUCAAAUGAUAGGGCAUGGGUGGAGCUCCUAGACUAGCAGCCAGGAGUUGGGCUAAGAUGGAGGGAUGGAGGGAUGGUGGGAAAGGGAAACAGGGUGAAGAAGCUCCUUGUGAACCUUAUACUAAGAAAUCCUCAAGGGAAGGGUAUAGCUCAAGUGGUAGAGCGCGUGCUCAGCACCCAAGUGGUCCCAGGUUCAAUCCCCAGUACCUCCUCCAAGCGGAAACCAAUGAAGAAACCUAAUUACCUCCACUCAUAAAACAAACAACACAAGCCAAGAAAUCCAGUAAGACAAAAAGCAACAACAAAGUAUUGCUGCCAGUAACGGUGAUAACCACAGAUCCGGAAGAUGGCAGUACGGUCACUUCGGCUCAGCGCAGUCUCUCUUGCCUGACCUGCUCGCCAGCCAAGGCUCUCCGGGGGCCUGGGCAGCUCAGACACGGAUGCAGUCUCCCGAGCAGAACCUCCUGUAAGAACAAGGCUCCUGAGGGAGGAGCUGGGGGUUGGAGAGGAGGCAGUGCUACACUCGGCACCCCUCUUGCUUUGGGUGACCUUCCCCGUGACUCUCUUUUCCAACCAAACCUGGGCCGUGUGAAAUGACAGGUGCACGUGUAUUUAUAAGAACGAUAAGUCAGAACACAGAUAACGUUUGACAUCCGAAAGGAGUCUGUCCCGCAGCCUUUUGGAAUCCUACUAUUUAAACACACAAAUGGCAUAAUCUUCCUACUGAAACACAUUGAAAAAGGCACCUUUGGACAUUUCCAUACAGAGUUUAUUCAGGACCCGUUCAUGGCCUACUUCUCAGCCACCACAGAAUUCAACACUCCACUCUAAUUUAUUCCAAAACUUCUCUUUUCUGGCAAAGACAAAAGUUUCUUAAAUUCUCUUCGUUCGUCUUUCCUUCCAUCACCAGGCUCAGCAGUUGGAAUGGUUUUUGAGGCUAUUUUGCCAAGUCCCACUUCACAAGAGUUGUGGCGUCUCUGACACGAGAUUAGAGUAGCAGCGCCGUGUUGAGACAUGGGUACCGGGUGGUCCACGCAACUCGGAGUUAGGCCUCGGUAGACUGAUAAAUUCCAUAUAGCAUCGCCCUUUGGGGUCACUCCUAAAUAGGAGGAACUCCUCCAAUUCAGUUUAAGAACAGCAAGUGCUUGCUGUCUUUGAAAUUGAGGCUGUUUGGGAAAUUUUACAAUAUUGGUUGGGGCUGCUGAAAACUUCAAAGAGAAUACCACUCAUCAUCUCAAGUACAGCUGGCCCUGAAAAUGUCUUGCAGUGAAUAUCAUUUAGAUAGUCUCAAUAUAAUGUAAAGGAAAUGUGGUUGAGAGUUGGAAAUUACAAAAUAACUAUGUCAGAGAAGAGGAGAAUGUGGGUACAAGUGUAAGAUAGAUAAAUGCUCAUCUACCAUAAUUGAAAAUGUCUCGAAUGUUAAAUCAAGAAAGAGCAUUCUGAGUCUGUAUUUGGAGAUAUGCAAAUGCCAGAGGGAAGAGCUAGACAAUUAAUGGUGAUUGCCUGAGGGAGUUCUGCCCAAUUCUUCCCUCAGGAACAUCUAAAAAGGUAAAGAAACUAUUUUUAAGUCUAUUUGGAUGUAUUGGGGAACUAUAAGGCAGUAAGUAGAGCUAAGAUACAAGAGAAGGACAUGAAGCAAUUGAGAUCAAGAAGGAGGACCACAUUUAAAUUAAGCCCCACCCAUCAAAAGGCCAUCAGUGAUCAAAUAGGCCAGCGACAGUAUGGAAAAAUAAGACAUGCAUCUAUAAAGGACCCAUAGCCAACAUAGGAAAGCCCCCAGACAAACCAAGAAGAAAAAGACAACACAGAAGAAAAAUGGACAAAAGGCUUAAGAAUUUCACGAAAGGAUAUCCAGUGACCAAAAGCAAAUGAAAAGAUAUUCAACCUCCUUUAGUUAUCCGGGAAAUGCAAAUUAAAACCACAUCACGAUACCACUACACACCCUCCAGGAUGGCUAAAGUUAAGAAGACAGACAGUAUCAAGUAUUGGCAAGGAUGUGGAGCGGUUGAAACUCUCCUGCAUUAUUGGUGAGAAUGUAAAUUGGUAUACUUACAAAAACAGUCCAUCAAUAUCUACCAAAGUUGAACCCACAUGUGACCUGUGACACCAUGACUCUACUCAUUGGUAGAAACCCAUACACACGUGCACCAGAAGGCAAAAAUGUUACGGCAGCAUUAUUUGCAGCAGCUGCCGUUGGAAACAACCCACAUGUCUACCAACCAUAAAAGGGAUAAAUAAAUUGUGGUUAUUGAAAACUACACAGAAACGGCCAUUACCCAACUGCAGCCACAUGCAACAGUGUGCGUGAAUCUCACAAAAAUGUUAAGUCAAAGAAGCGAGGCAUGACUACGUUACGUACUGAGUGGUUCCAUUUUUAACAAUUUUCAAGGAGGCAAACUCACAUAUGAGGCUAAUGGUUACCUUUGGGGAUCAGGGCGGGGAGCGUCAGAGGGGGGCUUCCAAAAGCUGGUCAUGUUCUGUUUCUUGAUCCAAGUGAUGAUAUGUGUAUGUCCACUUUGUGACAAGACAUUUGAUUGUAGCAAUUAAUUUGUUCACUUUUCUGUAUAGUAUUAUUCUUCGGUUUAACAAAAACCAAAACCAAAUAUCUUAUCUUUGUUAAGAUCGACCUCUGGUCUCGGUGUGUUUCCCUGCCCAGCCCCAACCAACGGAAAAACACAAGUGAUUGGCUGGGGGCCUUAGGGAGACUGAGGGAGGCGGGGGUGGGACAGGCCACAGCCAACUUUCAUUUUGAGCCUCUGGUAUUAUUUAAUGUUCAACCCUGUGCAGGCAUUUCAUUAAGAAUAUUUUAAUAUAGACAGACUAUUUAGCCAGUAUUUACAUAGAUAAAAUGGAGACACUAACUUCUGUCCUUGACAGAAGACAAAGAAAAUAGAAUUAGCUAGAAUUUAAAAAUUAAACCAAGAAAAGAACCAGCAAAGAAAAACAACAUUCUUUCAACAGGUGACCAUACAUGUGAAUGAUACAUAGGAUGUUUUGCUCAAUUUUAUUUUUCUUAAGAUUAAAGAAACGCUUCCUCUGUUUUACUAGCAAUCAAACAUCUGAUGUCUCCAUGGCCCCAAUAACUUCCAUUUGGAUAGACCUGUCUUAAACAUCUUUAUUUUCCAGACAGUUCCAUGGCAGGAACUCGCUCGGGCUGUGGUCCUCUCAGGCCCCACAGGUCUGGGCGAGUGUGACAAGGAAGCGUUAUUCCUGAAACUGGGGGCCCUGCUCCCGCAGGCUGGAAACAGUGUUUCUUUUCCCAGCGCAGGCACGUCACCUCUGCAGGCCCCUGUUUUCCUGUCUCCUCCACCGGAAGGUUGUCUCUCUGAGACGUGAUAAAAUCAAUGACAUCAUGUCUCAUCGGGCCCCAGCCACCUCAGGAAGCAGGUGCUUUGGUGUGGUGGAGCCUGGGGCGUUUUUCUGUGGAGCUGACCUGGGUUUGCUGCUCAAGCAGCUCUCAGGACCUAACGCUUGAGGCCGCUUUCAUGGUUUUUCCAAUGACCUUGGCCAUGAAUGGGUCCCCAGCUCUUUCCCCAGCUGCAGCUGUGUUGUAAGGCCGGCAUCUUCCAGGCCUGCAGGUCUUGCCAAGCCUGGAGGGAUUUGCAAAAAUAAGUAACCAGUGUUUCUGUGCUCCAGAAAACACUGUGAAAACAAGAGAGCCCUUUUGGAGAGGGGACCAGGAGUCACCACUGGUGCUUCCUGGGAGGACCUUCAGGCUUAGCGUCCAACAAAGGAGGGAGCACUGGCUGGUGAAGGCACCGCCUCUAGCUGGACUCAGUCUGCAGCCUCGAGUGAGCCUGGGGCAGGCGUUCCCCAGCUCGCAUCCACCUCAGACACAGCCAUAGGAAACGCUCAGCUUGGAACCCGGAGAUGUCCUGUCUGUGUGUGGUUUCACUGCUUGGAGCGUCAGGAUUUGGUUUGUUGUUGUAAUUUCCCCCCCAGGAUUAAAAAGUAUGUAGAAACUAGUAGCACAGUUCUAGCACAAAAUAAAUGCACAUUAACACCUGGCGGCUGAUGGAGACAGGGCUGUGUCGUGUAAAUCGCCCAUCCAAGUUUCCCUGGUUCCUUGGAUCUGCCUUCAGUUCCUCUGCUCUGUCCCUGGGGUGAAACUGACCUCUUUGGAAGUUUAGGCAAUGCCUUUGGAAAUCUGAGAAGGAAAUCCCUGAGCUGUUUGUUUGUUUGCUUUAAACAUAAAAUGAAAUGGACAGAUCCUAACUAUAUAUACUUCAGUGCCUUUUGACAACUGUCUACACCCAUGUCAUCAAGACCUCAGUCAAGAUACAGAGGACUGACAUCACUCUGGAAAGUGCCCUCUUACUCUUUUUGGCUAGUACCUGCCCCCGCCCCAACUCAGAUAACCACUGUCGUGACUUCCAUCCGCCUGCAUUGAUUUUUGCCUCUUCCCGAACUUCACCUAAACGGAAUCAUUCAGUCAGUCCUUUGCAUCGGCCUUCUUUUACUUAUGACCUUUUGAGAUUCUUCAAGGGGUCACAUCCAUCAGCGGUUUGUUCUCUUUCACCGCAUUGUGUGGAUUUUCCACCAUUUAUUUAUCCCGUCUCCUGUUGAGAUUUGUUGUUUGCAGUUACUUGCUACUGCAAAUAAAGCUACCAGGGACCGUUCUUUUACAGAUGUUUUUCUGGUUGUAUUUUUAUUUCUCUUGGGUAAAUAUCUCAGAGUGAAAUUGCUGGGUCAUAGGGUAGGAUACAUUACUUUGAAGAAAAAAAAAAUUGCCAAGCAGUUUUCCAAAAUGUUGAAGAACAUUUUGCAGAACUACCAAGCAAGCAUGAGGUUCCAGUUGUUCCAGGUCCUUGCCUGCACUUGGCGUGGUCGACCUUUUGCAUGUUAACCUUUCUAGUGAGUGUGAAGUGGUAUCUUAGAGUGGUUUUCAUUUGCAUUUUCCUAAUGACUAAUAUGUUGGAUACCUUCUCACGUGCUUGUUGCCCAUUUGCACAUAUUCUCUUAAUAACUGUCUCUUCAUGUCUUGGGUCCAUCUUAAAUGAGUUGUUUAUCUUUUCGUCAUUGAUUUGCAAGUGUCUUUCAUACCCUCUAGGUACAAGUCUUCCUCAGACAUAUGAAUCACUAAUAUUUUCUCAGUUUACAGCUUGCCUCUUCAUUUUAUUAACAGUUUCUUUAAUGAGGAAAAGCUUUUCAUUUUGAUGGAGACCAAUUUAUCAAUUUAUUUUAUAGUUGGUGUUUUUGUGUUCUUACCUGAUAAAUGUUUGCCUGUAUCAAGGUCAUGAGGAUAUUCCUCUGUGUUUUCUUCCGGAGUCUUUCUACUUUUCACGUUUAUAUUUAAAUCUGUGCUUGCUGCCCUGCUUUGGGGGGCUGAAUGCACAGCCCCAGGGAGCUGUUUUAGCAGGAGACGCACCCCAGCCCAGGGGAAUGCUGACCGGACACUGAGGGGUUGUCCUUUGCUUCCUUAUCCUUCUUCCUUCUGAAUAGCAAGGAAGAUUUAGAAGCUGUAGCCUCAGGCUGAGUAAAGGCACAUGAAAGCUGCUGGGAGCAUCUUUUUUUUUAAGCAAAUGGCUGUCUCUGCCAAGGAGGAAAAGAAUGAACAUGUUUUGGGCGCUUCUAUUGCUGGUCUCCUUGCUGGGAAGUCCACCUAAGUCAUCUCACCUGAGCCCCAGGGCAGGCUCGGGUGAUGAGUGGUCACCUCCCCACUCACGAUCUCUAAUCAUUGGAUGAUCUUCCGCUCUUUUACAAGAAGGAAACUCAGACUCAGGUUAAGCAGGGCGACUGUUAGUGAGUGAUUCAAAUCUGCGUUUUUCUCUUUUGGGGGGGUAAUUUUAUUUUUUAAUUUUUGGGAUUUUUUUUUCCCUUAAGGGAGGCAUGGGGGAUUAAACCCAGAACCUUGUGCACACAAAGCAUGUGGGCUGCCACUUGGCUACACCCCCCACUCCAUGCAAAUCUGUGUUUUUCUGGCUCUGCUUCUUCUUACUGGGCCACUGAAAUGCUUGCUCAGGGAGGCUGCUCACUUUGCUGGGAUCUCCCUUGUUCUUCCCUCGUUGCCAAGACGUGACCGCCCAGUCCUAGCAAACCACCAGAGGACGCCUGCUCUCGGAGCUGACUGCAAACAUUUGCCCUCCCUGCACAUCUGCUCUUUCUUUUUGUUUCAGUCAGGAUUCAGCUGGGAAAACAGAAGUCACCCUAGGCAUUCAAAGUUUCAAUUUAGAGAAUUAAGGGGUACAGUGAACCAGAGGGAGACCUAAGAGAGUGGAGGUCAGGGAGGUCAAUGCCAAAGGCCAGCCUGCAACAUGCAAGUAGGCGGACCCGGAAGUCACAUCACUGCCAAAAGCCUUUAGGAAGCUCCCACCCGCUUCCUGUGCAGCAGCUCAGGGAUGUUGCCUGAGAGCACUCCAGGAAGACAUCCCAAAUCUCGGCUCCCACAGCUCUCGCUGCAACUGCCUCCAAAGAAUGACGGCCUUUCCUCUUCCUGCUUCCUAACUUUAGUAGCAUCUCUCAUUUGCAAACUCUAACCAGGAACCAGGCAGGAAGGGCAUCAGGGAAAUGUUCCUGGCUUUGCUCUUCUCUGCAGAAGCCGCCUUGAAGGUGGGGAGAGGUGGUGAUUCCUGGUUGUCCUCAGACCGUCGGGUGCUCCCUCGAAGAGGUGCUCCAGCCCCUGAGGGGACUCUGAGUCCUCUGAGUGGUAUUUUCCGGGCCCCCCAUGGAGCUGGGGCUUGGCGUGCUUGUGUCCCCACAGGAGACGUGCAGAAGGAGAGUGAUUCUGGGCGAGCCCAGACCUCAGAGACAUUACCUAAGGUGGCGGGCCCGGGCAGCUGUGAAAAGAGCCACAGUGUUACCUGAAAACAUCGCGCAGGGCAGCAAUCUGAAGGGUCCAUCCUGUGUCCCCUGCAGGCAGCCCGGGCCCUGCCAUGGGGCUUCUGUGGCCUCAGAGGAAACAACACACACUGAACGACAUGCAUCCAGAAGCCUGAGCGACUCCUGCAGCCCCAGGGGGAGGGGACCGGGAGCUGGUUUGGGAACGUGAGGGGGCUCUCCUACCACAAUGGCCAGUUGCUCAAAGGAAACCAUCAUAGAAACGAAAAAAAUGUGGGCUAUGGAGCAUCACGUGUUGAACUGCACCCCCUCAAAAGCUCAACCUCCAGAGAGCGAACCUGCAGACACUUGAUCUGGGACCUCCAGCCUCCAGAACUGGGAGACAAUAAAAGCCUAUUGUUUAAGCCACUCAGUCUGUAGGAACUUGUCACAGCAGCCCUAGGAAACCAGCACAGGGAAGGUCAAUCCUUCCAGAGAUGGGAGAGGGGUGAGGUGUUCCUGGCUGGUCUGACACAGAUCGGGAGUGCCUGGCUGUGGGUUGGAAAAGAACUAGAAUCUUCUACUGAUGUCUCAGCAUCCCGUUCCAUCACAUCACUUGGGCUUCAGUCUUGCUUGGCUAGGGAAUCCCGUGGCCCAGGUGCUGGAGGUAGCCAGCAAGGAGACUGGAAGGCUGAUAGGGUCCCUGGGCCAGUGGAGCUGGGCCGCGAGCAGGCAGAGCCCUGCUGUGGCUCCCUCGCCCCAUUGUUGGUCCGGACCCCAAUCUGCCUCCAGGAUGUACAGUGUCCACAGGGUCUGCCUGUCCCCUGAGUCCUGCCCGCCCUCCUCUGCCCAUAACGGUGGAGGAGGCAGACGGAGAAGGCACAAUUCCUAUCCACAGCCCUUCCAUCCUUCAUCCAGCCCUUGAUGAGAACCGGUGUGAAAUGCUUGGGCCGGUGGAAUUUCUGCAGCAGGGUGAGGUGGUCAAACCUCUCACUGGCGGAGUUGGACUGAUUUGGUUUUGAAUCCCAGUGGUUCCGCAGAUUAGAUUUGUGAGUUUGGGCCAGUCAAUGAACUCUCCUGAGUUUGCGUUUCCUCAUUUGUAUUAUAGGACUAAUAACAGAGUUUUGUGAGUCUUAUUUGCAAUAAUCCACGCAUUUGGCAUCUAGCCCAAGUGCAACGGCCUCUAGUGAUGCACACUAUUUCUCCUGCUCCUUCCCCGGCUGAGAUGCGCAUUGAUAUUCCCUGCUGGGGAGAGCGGAGUCUUCUUCCUGGGAACGGGAGCUGAGUCAGCUCCCUUGGGACUGUCCAGGCGGCUGCCCUUUCCGCACCCCGCAGAGGAGAGCAACAAACCGAGCGUGCUCACUCGCCUGCUCUGUAAUUUUUAAUGUGUUUUUAUCUUUGCAUGAAGGGAGCGGAUGCUAUUUUUUUUAAUCUUGAAUCUUUCUGCAUAUGUAAUGAUUGACCCCUGCAUAUAUUCUGUCUUCAGGUAAAAAUCGAUGGCGUUUCAAUGGUGUCAUCACCCCUGCUGCUCAGACUCCAGGGAAGCCUCAUGGUGAGUCCAUGUUUAAGAUUAGGUUUAUCUGUCUGUUUACACUGUGUGAGUUCCAGGAUUUCAGGGCUGAUGCAGGAAAAGAGCAUGACCACUAGGUGGCAGUGCACACAGCGCGCUUUAUUUAGAUGGCACUUGGACAGGUUACCUGGGAGGGAGAGUCCCUCGCAGCAGGAGAGCUUCCAGGGACAGAGGCUCAGGGCCACCACCCAGAAGGGGAGAGAGCAAGGGCACUACAUGUCUAGGUGAGGUCAUUCAGCGGCAUGGUGCAGAGUCUUCAGGCCAGAGAGCUCCGAAGGGCAGCCACAGUUUGGGGUCUUUUAUAGACCUGGGAUUUGUCUUCUCUACGGCCAGCAGAUGUUGGGUGCAGGUUUGUGAGGUUAUUAAAAGCAGGCAGGCUCUAAAUGGGUUUAAAAAAAAACUUAUCUGGGCUAUAUCUAAAGCCAUUGGGUGUGUAAAAAUUUGACUUUGGUGCGGGUGAGCAUGGAGCUAGUGGUUCUGUACCACUGUGCAGAAGUGAACAGCCUAGGGGCCAGUGCACAGGGGCCAUUUUAAACCCAUUUAUACAACACAGCCCUAAAGAAAAUUGUGGAAGGCACGCAGGACCUAUUUGUCUGGCCUCCUUAGAUUGUGUUGUAGUCUCUACCGCCAUGGUGGUGAGUGUGGAUGAGCCCUAGUGGCUGCCCAGUAAAGUUUACAAACUACUGCCCAGCCCAGCCCAGAUCCUCAGCUGUCACGAAAACACAGUAGAAGGAAAAGCAGGAACAGCAUAGAAGCAGUCCCAGCACGCUGGGGAUAGGGUUGCCAGCCCCAGGGUCACUGUCUCCACAGGAAGUCCCUAGGCUCCUGCCGAGGGUCAGCACAGACCUGAAGUUUCAGGGCAGCAACAAUGUGUGGGUGUCACAGCCUCAGCCGACAAAGGGCUUGCUUUCUUCAUUGGCAGAUUUUUCAUUAUUUCCAUGAAGCAGAUGAUGAUGUAUUUGGCCGACAGACAUCUUGUUCAAUGGAUUUCCAAGCUGGUUAUAAAAAUAAAAGCGAAAUAAUGCCAUCGUAUCUAAGAUGUCAUUGAUUACAAGCUAUUCCUUUAUUGGAUGUACCACUCAUAUAUCUUAAAAACUGCCAUUUAAAUAAUGGCAAUUGUUUGUAUAAUGCAUGCUGGUCGCUCAGUGUUAAGUAUGAAAGAAAUGUGUUUUGGAAUUGAUGAGCUGCAGUACUACAAACUGCUCCCUUGUGGAUGAGCCCACACACAUCCUCCCACACACACAGAGCCCGUGGCGACAGAGAAAAGGUGCCCUUUCCGCUCCCACAUCCUGUGGUUUUGGUCCAAUGCUUUCCUCGUGGGAGGCUCAGCAUGUUUCCAUGGGCCCAGAUCCCCCGCUGGAACAGGGAGUCCCUUGGGGUAGCACUGUCAGAGGUUCCCCAGGUCUCAGACAGCAGGAUCUGACAUUCUUAAAAAUGGAACACACUGAAAUAGUGUCAUUAUGUAAUGAGUUUAUCCUCUGUUCCUAGCUGCGGCGCGAGGAUUAGAGCAGAGGCUUGGCGAACUGACCCCAGUCGGGAGGGACCACCAUUUGCCCCUGUAGAAGAGGAGAAAUCAUUUUCUCUCAACUGUUCUGAGUUCUUAGCUAAGACUCCUGUAAUAAAAGACAGAUUAACAAGAGAAGAGCAAAUAAGUUUAUUAACAUGUGUACCUCCUGUAGACACAGGAGAUACCCAGGGAAAAAUGAGUAACUCCCUGAGAUGGUUUAGAAUUCAGGCUUAAAUAUCAUCUUCAUAGGGAAAGGGGCGGGGGGAUAUAGGCCUCUUAGGGGAGAGUAAGUGAUUCUGGGGACAGGUGAAUGGGCCCUCGGGAGACUAGACGGGAGAUACGGUUUGUGACGGAGUCUGUCUGGAUGCGGUGUCGCUGUCUGGUCUCCUGUCCUGUGAUGAGUCAGUCUUCCCUGACUGAUGAAAGUCCCAGGGAGGGGAUUUAUGACCAGUUAUGUUUCUUUUGGAGGAGCCGUCUUUAGGCAGAUAAAGGAAGUUCAGCUAAAGCUUUUCUUUGCAUUGACUGUUUCUCAGGUGUCUGUAGCUCAAAAUAAUCAAUAUGCCAAAGCAGCGUAUUUGGGGUGCAAUAUUCUGCCAUCCUUCACCUCCUUGACCAAAUCAGGAAAGCAGGGCACAUCCUGGCCUUCACGUCCUGCCUCAGGUCCUCCGGUGCAAGCCAUCACCACUCUCCGUCAGUGCUCUCCAAGUCCGGUUCACUCGCCCAGGUCACUGCAACACGGCUCCCGGCUGGUCCACAGCCCUGGGCCCGCGGCAGAAUCACCCCGGCAGCUUUUCAGAAGUAUACACACCCGGGCCCUGCUCCAAACAAACUACGCCGGACUCCCUGGAGGCCAGAGCUGGGCAUUGUUUCUAAGUUCCCCCAGGGGGCGCUCUCUCGUGGGAACCCGAACUAAGGCAUCAAGGAUCACUGUUACCCCUUUUUGGCGCUGUCAACCUCUGCUGGACAGCGGAAUCACUGUCACUCCCGUGGCCUUGCUCACACCGCAGACCCAGCCCGCCGCAGUCACCCGGCCUGGGUGUUUUGUGAGCUGUCCCGGGGCUCCGUCGUGCCCCAGGUGCUGGCACUGCUGCUCUGGGUGCUCCUCCCCUCUUUUCACUCCUCUCCCACACAGUAGCUGGAAGACCUUUCCAUCCACCAACCCAAUCCUGUCCCCCUCCAGCUUACAGUCUUUAAUUGGCAUCUUCUUGUUUUUAGGAUGAAAUGUAGACCCUACCUUGGCAUCCAAGGCUGUUCCUGAGAUGUGGCCAAGGUACCCACCAGCCUCCAGUAAGGGGCCCGGGAGAUGACCUGGACCCGGAGCCCUGCACCACGCCCCACCGGCGUGUAAAGGCCGAGCAGGAAGCAGGCAGCUGAGAAGGGGAGGGCGCUGGAGGCACAGGGUGUGGACCAGGGAAUCGAGGAACCCAGGAGCGAUGCAUUUCAGUACUUGUCACGCCGCAUUAAAACUGUUCUAGGAUGUGGCUCCUCCCA
Molecule: messenger RNA, 16698 nt
Organism: Vicugna pacos (alpaca)
Lineage: Eukaryota; Metazoa; Chordata; Mammalia; Artiodactyla; Camelidae
Gene: TLR5
Product: toll like receptor 5
Biological process (GO): toll-like receptor signaling pathway; inflammatory response; immune response
Cellular component (GO): plasma membrane
Molecular function (GO): transmembrane signaling receptor activity; protein binding
Source: RefSeq, a predicted model, not a curated record